Messenger RNA from Clonostachys rhizophaga, 2079 nucleotides. The record is from the annotation of a GenBank genome assembly. Lineage: Eukaryota; Fungi; Ascomycota; Sordariomycetes; Hypocreales; Bionectriaceae.
AUGGCAUCAAUCCCAAGCCCCGUGUCGAAGAAGAAAUACGUCACAAGGUUCCUUGAACUGACGGGUAGAACAGGGCCUGCGACGGAUGCAAAAAAAGAAAAUCCAAAUGCGAUGGCCGUGAGCCCUGCUAGCGUUGCCUCGGUUCCGGGCUUCGUACGCUGUGCUUAUAAUUCAGACUACAAACGUGGAAGCAGGCGUAGGACUACGCGGAGUUUGGCUCAGAACCAAACUCCCUUGAGUGUCACGGGCGAGGAUGCGUCAGUUGCAACGGGAUCGCCUUCUCAUGUGGCUGCACUCUCAAAUGCCAAUAGCGACGGCAUUAACCCUGUCAGAAUCGAACAUGGUUCGGGUGAUGCGAGCGUCCACGCCUUUCUGCAGAAGGUCUCAGGGCAUCUGGCGCAGGUCGGUCGCGGUCUUCCUCGGAAUCUGUUCAGCAAGGAACAAGGCGGUUUAAACCCCGAUAAUCAGUCCAUCACCUUCGUUCUACCCAGCAUUGAGACCGCCAAAGGUUACUUUGACCGCUUCUUUGACCAUGCACACACGACCUACCGGUAUGUGCCCAAAGCAGAGAUGUUUGAGCUCCUAAGUCAAGUCUAUGCGGAGAAUGAUGCUGUACUGAGUAACCAUACGGACAUGGCUAUCGUGCUUCUGAUUAUGGGCAUUGGAUGUAUAUGGACGGCAUCGUGGAGAAACGAGCCGUUGCCACCUUGGAAAAGAAAAUCAGAACGCUUUCUACAAGCUGCUGAACUCAGGCUCGAAAAAUCUCGAAACAUAUUUCCUCCUACCCUUGCCAUUUUACAAGCUCAACUACUAAAGUGCCAAUUUGAGAUCGUCUCUAGCCAAUACAACAGUGCCUGGAUGACAUUAGGAUUGACAAUCCGCUUGGGUCAGAUGAUCGAUAUUCAAAGAGAGCCAACCGCAUGCACAGCUCAAGAAGCCCAUUUCAGGAAGGCCACUUUAUGUGCUAUGUUCAUGGUUGAUCGAUAUCUGGCCAUUGCCUUGGGUAGACCCAUAUCGAUUCAGGAGCAUGAUAUGACCAUCACGCUCUCCAUGGAGCUUGAUCCCGCCAUCAUAUCUCGACUUGGUAGUCUUGAGGAGAAACUAUGGGUAGGCGUUGUAGCUCACUUUAGGCUUACCAGGAUUAUGGGCCAUAUAGUCACGCAGCUAUAUCCAGCCGCCAGAGAUAACACCGCGCCUACAAAAGCUACCGUGGCCGGCUUGAAGAAGGAACUCGCCGACUGGCUUAGCGACGUCCCAGAGUUCUUUCAGCCUGAUCAAAACGAGCUCAAUUCCCGUGAACAGGGAUUUUACGACGUUCCUUGGAUCUUUCGGCGCCAGCAAAGAACCAUACGAGCCGCGUUUUUCUUUGCCAAUAUGCUUAUUUAUCGUCAUUUUCUGCUCAAAGAGUUUCUUCAGCAGGCUCCCAACACCCCGCGUUCAGGCCAGUGCCCUGUCCGUGUCAGGAAAUGCGUUGAAAAUGCCAUGGCUAUGGUUGUUCUUGCUGCGGAUUUUGGAGCGGAUGAGUUCAGGUAUAAUUCGACCUUUUGGACGAGCUCUCACUUCCUAUUUUGUGCGAUUUCCAUUCUCGUGGUCUAUUUGGCGUUGUACCAGGAGUCGGACGACUGGCAUAGCAUCGAGUCUGCGGUUGAGAAGGCGAUGAAGGUUCAUCGCAAACUUGAUAACACUGUUAACAUCUACGCCCAGAAACUACUUGAUGAAUCCUGCGCAAGGGUCGAAGUUCUUCGGACCCUCAACUCGCCCAGUAUUACCGUAGCAGCACAUGGCCCAACACCGGAUUGGCCAGAACUUCCGGGUCAACAAGGUUUGCCCGUUGUUUCAUCCCCUCGUAGGCCAGUAUUGGGAAAUGAUGAUACGGACCUGCCAGCCCUCCAAUUGGCUCCUCACGAGGAAAUGGAGAGAGCGGCUCCCGGGCCAUAUUCCACGUUUGAGCAGCACGCAAUGGAAACAUUCGGGCUGAACAAUGGUCUUGACAUGAUUAUGGAUAUUGGAUUUGACAGCGCUGCCUUGCCUGAAAACUUUGGGAUAGAGGGUAUCGAUCAAUAUAAACAAUACAAUUGA